This is a messenger RNA of Myripristis murdjan (pinecone soldierfish), 2877 nucleotides long. It is a transcript of the gene ptger4a, whose product is annotated as prostaglandin E receptor 4 (subtype EP4) a. The coding region runs from base 72 to 1451 and encodes 459 amino acids. Gene Ontology annotation, cellular component: plasma membrane. The transcript has 2 exons. Gene Ontology annotation, molecular function: prostaglandin E receptor activity. The record is from RefSeq and is a predicted model, not a curated record. Lineage: Eukaryota; Metazoa; Chordata; Actinopteri; Holocentriformes; Holocentridae. Gene Ontology annotation, biological process: adenylate cyclase-activating G protein-coupled receptor signaling pathway; positive regulation of cytosolic calcium ion concentration; cellular response to prostaglandin E stimulus.
UAAGGCACCUGUUCUGGAGUGGAAAUACUGGCGUUAGAGAAAUUUGUUGCACACGUCUUGAUCUGCGCUUGAUGGACACUACAAUGAGUAACCAGUCCAUGACAGGAAGGACCAUGGUCCCGACCAUACCGUCUAUCAUGUUUAUUUUCGGUGUGGUCGGGAAUGUCAUUGCUAUCGUGGUUUUGUGCAAAUCACGCAAAGAACAGAAAGAGACUACUUUUUACACGCUGGUGUGUGGACUGGCAGUCACAGACCUGCUGGGGACUCUGCUUGCCAGUCCGGUCACCAUCGCCACUUAUGUGAAAGGCUCCUGGCCCGGAGAGGACCCGCUCUGUCAGUACUUUGGAUUCACCAUGCUUUUCUUCUCCUUGGCUGGGCUCAGCAUCAUAUGUGCGAUGUCGAUCGAGAGAUACUUGGCCAUAAAUCAUGCCUACUUCUACAACGACUUUGUGGACCAAAAGCUGGCGGGCUUGACGCUCCUGGCGAUCUACAUCUCCAACGCGCUCUUCUGCGCCUUGCCGAGCAUGGGCUUUGGACAAGUGAAGAAACAAUAUCCACAGACCUGGUGUUUUAUAGAGUGGAGGAGCAACGUGAGCAGCGAUGCAGCCUUUUCCUACAUGUAUGCCGGGUUCAGCUCUGUCCUGAUAUUCGCGACUGUGAUCUGUAACGUGCUGGUGUGCGGGGCUUUGAUCCGGAUGCACCGGCGCUUCGUCCGCAGGAUGUCGCUGGGGACCGACCUGGGGCGCAAUGUGGACCCGAGGAGGAGAUCAGGGCGCAGCUUCAGGCGUCUGGCCGGUGCAGAGAUUCAGAUGGUCAUUUUGCUCAUAGGCACGUCGGCAGUGGUGCUCAUCUGCUCUAUUCCACUUGUUGUGCAGGUGUUUUUGAACCAGCUGUAUAAGACUCCUGUGGAGCUGCGACUGGAUAAGAACCCUGAUCUACGAGCGAUACGCUUUGCCUCCUUCAACCCCAUCCUUGACCCUUGGAUCUACAUCCUGCUUCGAAAGGCCGUACUUCUCAAGCUCAUUGAAAAAAUCAAGUGCCUGUUCUGUAAAAUCGGAGCAAGGAGACAGCAGAGACAGGGAAACUUCCCCUGCAUAGACACUCAUCAGCUCUCCUCGAUCAUCUCCACCAGGGACUCUCAGUCCCUGGUGUCCCAUGAUCUGAGAGAUGUCACCAGCAGCUCCCAGACCUUCCUCUACCUGCCAGAAGGAAGUGAGGUGUUCACUGGAAGCUGUAAUCACAUAGACAGACUGUCUGGUUCUCGACAUUCAUCAGUCAGAGACUCUCAAACCUCUUACGCACUAGAACAGGGCAGCUCUGAGGUUCGGAGCAGAGAGGGGACAAAUCUGACCAAGGACCUCUCAGAUGUGAUUGCCUUGCAGUCUUGUGCAAAAGACCAAGCACUGCAGGUAUCACUGAACUCUGACACAGUCGAAGAGAAAUGCAUCUGAGCUCCUUCAAUGUCUGUGAAACUCUCAGUAAAGACACAGUUUGCAGUCUGCAUUGAGAGGUAGAUUCCCUAAUGAAAACUUCAUAAGUGAAGCCUCUCAAAAACAGCAAAAGGCACAUAAUGAAAAAGUUUUGUGAAGUCGGACACAACAACGAAGUAAAGGCAACAGAGAAAGUUGUGAGCUCUGUUCCUCUGUUCUCUGUUUCAGCACCCAGCUACCUCAGUGAUGAAGAACUAACUGUGUGACUAUGCUUUUGUCAAGUUUCCCAUAACAGAUGUUUCUACUAUAGAGAUGACCCACUUUCUCAUGACUCAAGUGUCAGCGAUGGCAUCGCUGUCCUUCAUAAUUUCAAUAAUUUUGUUCAAUUAUUGUGGAAACCUUGACUUUAUGAAGUCCAUGAGGCCAGUAAUCCAGCAUGACUGAGUCACUGCGGUGUGGUAAAUUAAACUGUAUUCAGUAUGAACCUUAUGAGUAAUCUGGCAUUUGUGCUGCCCUUGUAUCGCUAAGUAAGCAUAAAUUAGUUUCAGCACCUCUGCUGCACAGUAGUUUGAAGGACAUAUUGUGUUAGUUCCAUGACUAAUGUACAGUGUAGUAUUAUGUUCUUGGUGAACAUCCAUUUUUUUUGGUCUUCAGCCCUUGGAAUAUACACAAAUCUGUCAUCUCAAUUAUUCAAGUUUCCUUUUUCCAUCUUACACUGAAGGUACAAUUAUUCCUGUGCCAUAGUUAUAAAGAGAUUGGCAAAUGCCUCUUCACACCACCAAUACCAAACCAUUUACAUCUGAUUGCAAAUGAAGAAUGUCAUUUCCACUGCUGCAUAAUAUUUGAUGCAAAACUGGUGGACAGCUGUUGCUUGUAAGAACAGAUUUUUCAGUACAUCUGUAUGAAUCAGAUGUAUUAUCAAUAAUCUUCUAAAUGAUCACUGUUGUGUAAAAUAUUCUCUGUAAUAUAGAUUAUUCUUCUCUGGGAGAAGGUUCUAGUUGAUAAAUAAUACUAUGUAACUCUAAAAUUCACCCUGCACCCUCACAAAUUCAUGCAUGUUAUUCUAAUGAUCUUAGUCAAGGACCUGAAUCAAUAUUUGUGAACAUGAGCGGCUAUCUCCCAGCACCAUCAUGAAGUCAACCAGGACAUUAAUGUAUAAAGAGCUUAUUUACAAAACUUUAUUAAAAAUAAUCUGAGGGUAAUGGUUCUUUAUCUAAAAAAUAUAAAGAAUUGUCAGCCAAGGACUAAUAAUACCCACUAUCCUUUGUUACUUUGCUUUUAGAGUAACAAUAUGUGCUGCAUUUUUUAUUUAUCAUUAAAGCGACACCUUUUGCUGAUAUUUUACCAGUAUACUAGAGCCUGAACUUUUGGACUCAUGUUUGUCUGACGUUUUCCAACCAAAAUGAGCUUUAUUUUAUCAUGAGGUCCAGCAGCUUUGAAACAUAGU